AUGAAGAGGUUUCAACUAAAAGAAUAUCUCCAUUACAAUCUGGUGGUAAUGAAAUAUCUUGGGCUUUGGCCCAAAAAAGAUUUCACCUCCGACAAAUCGUAUUUGAUCUACACGAUCAUUGUUAAUGGAUUUUUCAAUUUUACAAUGAGCGUAGGCCUCACAGGGUACAUUUUAACAUCAUCAAAUCUUCUAGAAGAUGUUAUUGGUGCGGGAUAUAUCAUUCUCGGCAUAAUGGCCACUGCCAAAACAUUUUUUAUCAUGAAAUACAGUAAAAUGUUCAAGCUAUUAGUAGAUGCUGAGAUCCAUAGAAGUGUGAACGUAGAACUCAACGAGGAACAGACAAAAAUUCUAUGCGACUACGUGGGCUUUUGGAAAAAAGUACAUCUUAUUUAUAGUUAUCUCUCUGUGCUUGUUUUUUUUAACUACGUUACGUUACCGAUUUUUAGCAAAACGCCCUAUACCUUACCUUUGAAUUGUUGGUACCCUUUCGACUAUAAGAGACCUGUAGUUUAUGAAAUCGUUUAUUUUCAUCAGAGUAAUCAUGAUGUUAACGCUGACUUUUGGUUCCUGAGUGUUUUACAGCUAGGGGUGUGGGCAGAUUUAUACAUUUAUUGUUGGUAUGGAAACGAAGUUACUGAAAAGAGUAAGAAGAUUCCAUAUGCAGCAUUCGAGUCAAAUUGGGUCCCUGCAUCAAAAGGAUAUAAGAAAGACUUAUUGUUUUUCAUCUGUAGAACUCAAAAACCCAUAAAAUUAUACGCAGUUAAUUUCUUCGAAUUAUCUUUGAGUACAUUUAUUGGUAUAUUGCGAAUGGCAUAUUCGUACUACAUGUUACUAAGCCAGCUUUCUAAGGAUGAGUAA
Messenger RNA from Anoplophora glabripennis (Asian longhorned beetle), 858 nucleotides. RefSeq lists its product as uncharacterized. The coding region runs from base 1 to 858 and encodes 285 amino acids. The transcript has 4 exons. Gene Ontology annotation, cellular component: plasma membrane. Gene Ontology annotation, biological process: detection of chemical stimulus involved in sensory perception of smell; sensory perception of smell. Gene Ontology annotation, molecular function: odorant binding; olfactory receptor activity. Lineage: Eukaryota; Metazoa; Arthropoda; Insecta; Coleoptera; Cerambycidae. The record is from RefSeq and is a predicted model, not a curated record.